Molecule: messenger RNA, 633 nt
Organism: Dermatophagoides pteronyssinus (European house dust mite)
Lineage: Eukaryota; Metazoa; Arthropoda; Arachnida; Sarcoptiformes; Pyroglyphidae
Biological process (GO): regulation of transcription by RNA polymerase II
Cellular component (GO): nucleus
Molecular function (GO): RNA polymerase II cis-regulatory region sequence-specific DNA binding; DNA-binding transcription factor activity, RNA polymerase II-specific
Source: RefSeq, a predicted model, not a curated record
AUGGAUAAAGUAAAGAAAAUUAAAUGUUCAACGUCAAACGUUAAAUCAUUCAUUUCAAAAAAGAAUGAAAUAUCAUCAAAGAAAGAAUCGUUAUCAUCAAAAUCCCCCAGUUCAUCAUCAACGCUGGCUACAACAACAACAACAACAACAGCGACAGCGUCAUCAAGUUCAUCAAGCCGUUUACGUACUGCAUUUACAUCAACACAGAUAAUACAUUUGGAACAUGAAUUUGCCAAAAGUAUGUAUCUAUCCCGUUUAAGACGUAUCGAAAUUGCACAUUAUUUAAGCCUUACAGAAAAACAGGUAAAAAUUUGGUUUCAAAAUCGUCGUGUAAAACAUAAAAAAGAACAACAUCCAAAUUAUCAUCAUUUAUCACCAAUAUCAACAACAACAACAACAACGGUAAACAACAACAAUAAUCAUCAUCAUGGUCAUCGAAAAAGUCCAAGUCCAACAUUAUCCAUAACAACAACAACAAAUCGUCAAUGUAAAUGUGAAUGUGAACAUCAUCAAUGUUCACAACAACGAUCACCAACAUCGACAUCAUCGAUCAAUGUGAAUAAUUUGGAAACGAUCAAUGAUGAUGAUGAUGAUGUGGAUGGUGAUUAUAACCAAAUGGAUGAUGAUUAUGAU